AUCGCUUGGAUUGACUGAAACACAUCGCUUUUAAACUGAGAAUCACACGCUGACUGAAAAUGGGCAACGGUGGCAACAUCGAGGACAUCAUCUGGACGAUCAAGAACGGGGAGUACGAUGAGGUGGAGCGGGUUUUCCUGGCGGGAUCGCACAACGUGAACGACCAGAUGGGCCUCAGAUUCCCAUUGCACUACGCCGCCGACUUUGGCCAGCUGAAGCUGCUGAAGUUCUUCGUGCGGAUCGGGGCCGAUGUGGACCGGAAGGACAAGUACGGGAUCACCCCGCUGCUGGCGGCCAUUUGGGAGGGUCACACCAGCUGCGUGGAGUUCCUGCUCCAGAUGGGCGCCAGUCGGACGGGUCGGACGCCCGGGGGACAGAGCUACUCGGAGGCCGCCGAGCAGGACGACAUCCGACUGCUCCUGGCGAUGGAUUAAAGUCCUCGGCGACUCCAAUCGAUCUAAAUUCAAGGUGCAGCUUCAUAUGGAGAUGUUAUUGGUAGUGAUAGUGAUCUACAAUGUGAACAUUCAUUAUGUACGGUUGGCUAACUACAUUAUUAUAUUAUACAUUUUGAGGUUCCAAGAAAUGAGUGUACUUGGAAGCCAAAUCAAAUUAA
This is a messenger RNA of Drosophila rhopaloa, 613 nucleotides long. Its product is annotated as myotrophin. The transcript has a single exon. Gene Ontology annotation, biological process: regulation of barbed-end actin filament capping. Bases 60 to 434 code for a protein of 124 amino acids. Lineage: Eukaryota; Metazoa; Arthropoda; Insecta; Diptera; Drosophilidae. The record is from RefSeq and is a predicted model, not a curated record. Gene Ontology annotation, molecular function: protein binding. Gene Ontology annotation, cellular component: nucleus; cytoplasm.